GCAGUAAAUAGUACUAGUACAGAUAAGUAGGGCCAAAAGGUAAUAAAAAAUCCUUUUUUUCUACUUAAGUGAUUUAACUAGUAGUAGUUUAUAUUGUUUUGUUUACAUGUAGGAAAAUAUGGACGACCAAAUCAAAAAUAUUAAGAAGGAAAAGACCGAAAAGCAGCCCAUAAAGCGCCACACAUGGAAAUCUUCAGAGGACAAAAUAUUGCUCAACAUAUUAAAAGAUCAAACUCAAAAUGGAGGUAAGGAAGGAACAUGAUACACAAAGAAAGCAUGGCGUGAAAGCCUAGAACAGUUCAAUGAGUCAAAGGUAGACAAACUUGAGUUGCAACAAAUAAAAAAUCGUCAUAAGUACUACAGGAGUUGUUAUGCUAGCAUGGACAAACUUCUAAAGCACACAGGGUUUGGUUGGGAUGACGAUGAUAAAAUGAUCAAAGCUUCAGAAGAAAGUUGGGCGGAUCUCAUAUCGAAGGACAAGAAUAUUCAAGAAUACCGAGACAAAGUGUGGCCUAGUUGGAUAGACCUUCAGGACAUUUGUGCUAGCUCUACCGCAUCAGGAGUUGGUGCUAUAUCUAGCAAAGGGAAAGGUGGAACCAGCAAAGAACAAAUUGAAAUUGAUCUGAAUGAGAUAGUAGAAGUUGUAUCUGAUGGAACAAAUGAUUCCCCUGUUGCUUGUCCUAAGAAGCCUAACACCACUAAGGUCGAGAAAAAGAAGAAGGGCAAUGCAAGUGGGUCGCAAAGCACUUCAAAAGGGCAAAAGCGAACAGCUGAUGAUGCUAUUAAUGCAAUUGAUCGCCUGGCAGAUGCAUCACUGAUUAUUGCUGAAUCAAAGAAAAAUGCAGCACAGCAAACAGAAGCUUACUCAGUGAAAGCAUGUAUGCAGAUAUUAAAUAGCAUGCCUGAUGUUGAACCAAACAAAAAAUUGAAAGCUGCACAAGCAUUUGAACAUGUUGAUAAAAGGGCUAUUUUCAUUGAGAUGGAUGAAGAGACUCGGUCUCUCUGGGUUGAAAAUGCGUAGUUUUUUACUUGUUGUAGCGUACUGUUUAGUUUUCUGAAUAGGUUGUAUUUGCAAUUUCCAUAAAUUCCUUCUGUAAGUUUGUGUUCAAACAAUCAAUAUGCAAAUUUAUAUAUUUAUUUGGUUCGUGCUACUAGUUAUAUAUGGUCUCAUAUAUAAAUCCCUCUUCAGAACUUGGAUUUAUAUUUGUGUGUGUGUGUGUGUGUGUUCUACAAAUACAUAAGCUUAAGAUAUAAGUGAGAAGUU
Molecule: messenger RNA, 1264 nt
Organism: Triticum aestivum (bread wheat)
Lineage: Eukaryota; Viridiplantae; Streptophyta; Magnoliopsida; Poales; Poaceae
Exons: 2
Coding region: 380-1021 (213 amino acids)
Source: RefSeq, a predicted model, not a curated record